AUGUCACCGUCAAAGAGCGAUUCCAUCCUGAUCGUGGGCGCCGGUGUCUUCGGACUCUCGACCGCACUGGAACUGAAAAAGCGUGGAUAUAGUGACAUUACCGUUGUGGACCGAUAUGUGCCCCCGGCGGUAGACGGCAGCAGCGUCGACAUCUCGCGCAUUAUUCGCAGCGACUACGCGGACCCCAUCUACUCGCAGAUGGCCCGCGAGGCAUACCAGGGCUGGACUACCGAGUACCAGGACCAGUACCACCAAUCCGGAUUUGUUCUACUCUCAGAGACUCCCCAAAAUACAUACAUGGAGAAGUCAAAGGCGGUUAUCCGUGCCUCGGGUGGUAAAGUGGACGAUCUCCCGGAUGCGACCCAGCUGCUCAACACCUACCCCAACGUCCAGGCCAACCUGUCGGGCUUGAAUGGGUACCAUAACCCAGUCGGUGGCUGGGCAGACGCAGGAGGCAGCAUCCAGAAACUGGCAUCCAAGUGCAGUGUAGCGGGCAUCUCGAUCAUCACUGGACCGCAGGGCACGGUGGUUUCCCUGCGUCGCGACGGCGAGCGGGUAGUAGGAGUUAAUCUCCUCGGUGGACGAACAUUGCUCGCGUCUCAAGUCAUUUUAAGUACAGGAGCGUGGACGAGUCGUCUGCUGAAUGUGGGCAAUUCAGCGUCAUCCUCGGGGCAGCCUGUUGGGUUCAUCCAGCUGACGCAGGCCGAGGCCCGCUCGCUCGACUCGACGCCCGUGAUGAUCAACAUGAGCACGGGGGUGUUUUGUUUCCCGCCGACGCCGGGAACCAAUAUCCUCAAGCUCGCACGUCAUGGAUACGGAUUCGCAAAUGAAGUCACCGUCGACGUCGACGGGGCCAGUCGGUCCAUCUCGUCGCCCAAGUUUGACAGCAACAACGCCGCAUCGGGGUAUCUCCCUGAUGACGCGGAUGCGUCUCUUCGCCAGGGUCUAAGGCAAUUCUUUCCUCGGUUGGCUGACCGGCCGUGGAUCAAUCGCCGGCUCUGCUGGUAUACGGAUACGCCGAAUGGCGAUUUCAUCAUUGACCACCACCCAACUUUGAAGGGAUUGUUCGUGGCGACGGGCGGGGCGGGACAUGCAUUCAAAUUUCUACCGGUCUUGGGCCGAUACAUCGUCGAGUGUUUCGAGAACACAGCGCCCGAAGCACUGCGUGCCAAGUGGAGGCUGAAUCUACCCAAGGACGGCUCUUCGGGGUCUGCUAUGGCCGGUGAUGGAAGUAGGGGAGGGCCUCCACUGAGGAAGCUCACUCCGCUGGACCAAGCAAAGCUAUGA
Molecule: messenger RNA, 1287 nt
Organism: Penicillium alfredii
Lineage: Eukaryota; Fungi; Ascomycota; Eurotiomycetes; Eurotiales; Aspergillaceae
Product: NAD(P)/FAD-dependent oxidoreductase
Exons: 2
Coding region: 1-1287 (428 amino acids)
Molecular function (GO): L-pipecolate oxidase activity; proline dehydrogenase activity; flavin adenine dinucleotide binding
Source: RefSeq, a predicted model, not a curated record